UCCGUCCCUAAGCUAAAAGCCCUACUCUCUUCCACAUGGCUUUGCAUCAAAUAUCAGGAACUUGUGCUGAACAUACGAUUUCAGUAGCUGAUGAAGAUGCUCGAAAGGUCCAGAGAUUGCGUCGAGCUCAAUGGCUCCGAGCAGCUAUUCUAGGAGCUAAUGAUGGUCUGCUUUCUACUGCAUCACUAAUGCUUGGCAUAGGUGCAGCGAAGGAAGAUAGACGGUCCAUGGUCUUAUCUGGACUGGCUGGAGCUGUUGCAGGUGCCUGUAGCAUGGCUGUUGGGGAGUUUGUUUCUGUCUCAACCCAAAAAGAUAUCCAAAAGGAAACUGUUAGCCACGUCAGUUCGAAAAAUUACGGGAAAGAUGCUCCUGGAAUCGGACUCAAUGGCACCGCAACUACAGCAAGCAUUAAAGGAGAAGCAAAGCUGGAUGACUCCAAGGUCAUCUCUGAGCCAACACAGAGAAUGCCACGAAGAAUGAUACUCGAGUCAAAGCUGCCCCCAGGUAUGUCUCCCGGAAGGGAUCCUGCAAUGAAGGUAAUCCAAGAAGAUGGAAAGAGAAGUCCUGAAAUAUUGCGGGAGGAUGACGGAGAGGAGGUGCUAACAAACCCCAACAAGGCUGCCGUUGCAUCGGGUGUAUCAUUUUCGAUAGGAUCAUGUGUGCCUUUGCUGCCUGCCGUGCUUGUGGCCCAAAAUGUUGUUAGGAUUGUGGUGAUUGCUGUGGUUGCAUCAAUAGCUCUGGCUUUUGUUGGAGGCUUCGGAGCUUAUCUUGGUGGUUCACCAAUUAGGAUAUCGGCGGUAAGAAUCCUACUUGGAGGUUGGAUUGCCAUGGCAAUUACUUUUGGGUUGCUCAAGCCUUUCGAUAAGGAUCAUAGUUGAUGACUUAGAUUAUUUCCAUCAUUACUGGAAGAGAAGCCGCAAAAGGGGGGGUUUGGUUUUUCAUAUAAAGCCAAAGCUGUUGUAUCUUGCUAAAUUUUGUUUGCUUAAUACUAGAUGCUAAUAUUGUUUGAAGAUACUGGUAUACUAAUGCAUAAAUGUCAGAAGAUUAAUAUUUAA
Molecule: messenger RNA, 1055 nt
Organism: Populus euphratica (Euphrates poplar)
Lineage: Eukaryota; Viridiplantae; Streptophyta; Magnoliopsida; Malpighiales; Salicaceae
Product: vacuolar iron transporter homolog 2.1-like
Exons: 1
Coding region: 36-878 (280 amino acids)
Biological process (GO): intracellular manganese ion homeostasis
Molecular function (GO): manganese ion transmembrane transporter activity
Source: RefSeq, a predicted model, not a curated record